Messenger RNA from Enterobius vermicularis (human pinworm), 912 nucleotides. NCBI's taxonomy places the organism in Eukaryota, Metazoa, Nematoda, Chromadorea, Rhabditida, Oxyuridae. The record is from the annotation of a GenBank genome assembly.
AUGCAUAAAUUUCAGAACGAAUCUGAAAUGUGUUCGUCAUGCGCCGACUACAUCAAUGAACAGACGCUGUUAAGCGUUAAUUCACAGUAUUGGCAUUCCAAGUGUCUUCGGUGCUCACAAUGUUCCAUACAACUGGAGAAUCACCCGACUUGUUUCAUUAAGGGCGAUAGUAUUUAUUGUAAAAACUGUUAUAAUAGGCAAUUAUCAAUACGGCAGUUUGGUACAAAAUGUUCUUCCUGUCAGCGUAUAAUUCAGCCGACAGAUUGGGUUCGUCGAGCCAGAAGUUUCGUCUACCAUCUCGCUUGUUUUGCCUGUGAUCACUGUAAACGGCAACUUAGCACUGGCGAAGAAUUCGCACUUCAAGAUUGUCGACUGUUGUGUAAACAGCACUAUGUUGAGCUUGUCGAGGGUGACUCCGGUGGGCUUAUUCACUUAAACGCGACUUCCUCUAGACUGAAACCACCUGCUGAUUACAGCAGCGUUUUAGGGCAGCCAAAAACAAAAACUAAACGGGUCCGUACGACGUUUGCGGAAGAGCAGCUUGCAGUACUUCAGACUCAUUUCCAAAUCGACAGUAAUCCAGACGGAGCCGACUUGGAAAGAAUUGCAACCAUGACUGGCUUAAGUAAAAGAGUGACACAAGUUUGGUUCCAGAAUUCUCGUGCUCGUCAGAAGAAAUAUCAGGGAAGCAAGAAGUCACAUAGGUCAAGUAGCGGAAAUGGUCGGUCGUCAACUGACCCAUGUAGCAGCCCAAAGAGUCCAAGUUGUGAUAGCAAUGAUGGCAUGAUAUUCCCGACUUCUGUACUGACAAGUGCCGAAGAUGCAUUAGUGCCUGAACAAACAUCGAAGAGCAUUAUAAAGGCUAAAGAAGACUCUAAUGUAACCCUACAGAGCGGUCCGUUGUAUGACUGA